This is a messenger RNA of Apodemus sylvaticus (European woodmouse), 1513 nucleotides long. It is a transcript of the gene Lpar4, whose product is annotated as lysophosphatidic acid receptor 4. Gene Ontology annotation, molecular function: lysophosphatidic acid receptor activity. Gene Ontology annotation, biological process: phospholipase C-activating G protein-coupled receptor signaling pathway; positive regulation of Rho protein signal transduction. NCBI's taxonomy places the organism in Eukaryota, Metazoa, Chordata, Mammalia, Rodentia, Muridae. The coding region runs from base 77 to 1189 and encodes 370 amino acids. The transcript has a single exon. The record is from RefSeq and is a predicted model, not a curated record. Gene Ontology annotation, cellular component: membrane.
AACAUUCUCUACUGGUCCCUAGUCUCAAGAGUGGUGAACCCCUGCACCUAGCAGGUUCUCUGGGAAAAAAAAAUCCAUGGGUGACAGAAGAUUUAUUGACUUCCAAUUCCAAGAUUUAAAUUCAAGUCUCAGACCCAGGCUGGGAAAUGCAACUGCCAAUAAUACUUGCAUUGUUGAUGAUUCCUUCAAGUAUAAUUUGAAUGGUGCUGUCUAUAGUGUUGUAUUCAUUCUGGGUCUAAUAACCAACAGUGCCUCCUUGUUUGUCUUCUGCUUCCGCAUGAAAAUGAGAAGUGAGACUGCUAUUUUCAUCACCAAUCUGGCCCUCUCUGAUUUGCUUUUUGUCUGUACCCUACCUUUCAAAAUAUUUUACAAUUUUAAUCGCCACUGGCCUUUUGGUGAUACCCUCUGUAAGAUCUCAGGGACUGCGUUCCUCACCAACAUCUAUGGGAGCAUGCUCUUCCUCACCUGCAUUAGUGUGGAUCGUUUCCUAGCCAUUGUCUAUCCCUUCAGAUCUCGUACCAUCAGGACCAGGAGGAAUUCCGCCAUUGUGUGCGCUGGAGUCUGGAUCCUAGUCCUCAGUGGUGGUAUUUCAGCUUCUUUGUUCUCCACCACUAAUGUCAACAAUGCGACCACCACUUGCUUUGAAGGCUUCUCCAAACGUGUCUGGAAGACAUACCUGUCCAAGAUCACUAUAUUCAUUGAAGUUGUCGGGUUCAUCAUUCCUCUGAUAUUGAAUGUUUCUUGUUCUUCUGUGGUGCUUAGAACCCUCCGCAAGCCUGCAACAUUGUCUCAAAUUGGGACCAAUAAGAAAAAAGUGUUGAAGAUGAUCACAGUGCAUAUGGCAGUUUUUGUGGUAUGCUUUGUACCAUACAACUCUGUUCUCUUUUUAUAUGCCCUGGUACGUUCCCAAGCCAUUACUAAUUGCUUAUUGGAAAGGUUUGCAAAGAUCAUGUACCCAAUUACCUUGUGCCUUGCAACUCUGAAUUGUUGCUUUGAUCCUUUUAUCUAUUACUUCACUCUUGAAUCUUUUCAGAAGUCCUUUUAUAUCAACACACAUAUAAGGAUGGAGUCCCUGUUUAAGACUGAGACACCUCUGACCCCGAAACCUUCCCUUCCAGCUAUCCAAGAGGAAGUUAGUGAUCAAACAACAAAUAAUGGUGGUGAAUUAAUGCUGGAAUCCACCUUCUAGGUACCAGAAUUUUCUUUCAGGUUCAGCUACAGUGUUUCUUAUGAUUUUUUUUCCUACGCUAUAAAUAAGAGAAACAAAUUGAAGCUAAUUAUACUGAGAAUAGAUUAAUGUACCAAAUGCAGUCAGAUACAUUUGUUUGAACACUAUUGUACAUAUUCUGUUUUGUUCAGUAAUUAUAGGUCAAGUCUAAUUACGACAACCAAAACAGAUCAGACUCUUCUGUUGAGUUGACUUUUCAUUACAUAAAUGACCAGUGGUCUUGACUUUUAGUGAUGUGGGGGUUAUUUUAAAACUUAAAAAAGGCAUUCCAGUAAUUUUGGUAAU